CUGUUUAGUUCUCCAUUCAAAUUCAUAUGCAAAAGACGACGACGACUCUUACAUUUUCACUGCGAAGAUGUCGAUAAAGGGUCAAUGUUUCGUAUAUAUUCUACUUCUGGAAUACUGUGCCACAGCAGCUGCUGAAGAUAAACAGGUGGGCAAUGUGUUGCAGAGUAAAACCAUUCACAUUGUCGAUGUCAACGGGAGUGCGGGCUCUAUGCAGAUAAACGCAACAUACAAGAAUAUAAACACAGUAAAUAUUUCCAAUGCAAAUCAGAGUCUGUUAGCGGAUCUCAUUGGCACAGGCCUAAUAAAGUCUCCAGUGGCUUCGGCAGCAGAUGCGACGGCAGUCGUAAACGAGCUAAAAGCUCAAAUAAGCAGUCUGAAUGCCUCUGUGAACUACUUGGAGAGUUUACUGACAACGCACUUGGCUGAGAUGGAGAUGGAGAGGGAGAGGGAGAGAGAGAGGGAGAGGAGGCCAAGUGGUUGCUCUGCGAUCGAGAAUGCGAACAGUGUUCAGCUGAUCCAGAUUCCCGGCUACGCUCCAUUUCGAGUGCUCUGCGAUUCGGAUGUCGAGUGGAUUGUCAUACAGCGUCGCCACGAUGGCAGCAUUGACUUCUAUCGAAACUGGCAGGCCUAUCGCAAUGGAUUCGGCUACUAUCAAGGUGAAUUCUUUCUGGGCCUGGAGUACAUACACCAGCUGACCACAUCACGGCCAUAUGAGCUCUAUGUCGAGCUGACUGACUUUGAGAAUCGCAUGUUCUAUGCACGAUACGACAACUUUCUCAUCGGCAGCGAACAGGAGCAAUAUAUGCUGAAGUCUCUCGGCACGUACAGCGGCAAUGCCGGUGACUCAUUGAAAUAUAAUCUCUAUGACAAGUUCUCGACGUACGAUUACGACAACGACGCUUGGUCGGGCGGCAGCUGUGCCAGCUAUUAUGAGAGUGGCUGGUGGUACAAGUGGAAUGCCAAUAGUAACCUCAAUGGCAGAUAUAUGAAGGGCGGCGAGAAGAGUGUGAAGGGCAUCUGGUGGUACACACUGAAUGGCUAUUAUUCGCUAAAAUCCGUCGCAAUGUUCAUUAGACCGAAAUACACUUUGCUCUGAGCUAAGCAUACAAAGUAAACCGAUUAAAAACUGAUAAAGUCUGGCGAAAAUAUAAAUAAAUUAUUCGAU
Drosophila navojoa is the source of this 1165-nucleotide messenger RNA. Its product is annotated as ficolin-2-like. The record is from RefSeq and is a predicted model, not a curated record. Lineage: Eukaryota; Metazoa; Arthropoda; Insecta; Diptera; Drosophilidae.